Molecule: messenger RNA, 1623 nt
Organism: Penicillium subrubescens
Lineage: Eukaryota; Fungi; Ascomycota; Eurotiomycetes; Eurotiales; Aspergillaceae
Product: NTF2 and RRM domain protein
Exons: 3
Coding region: 1-1623 (540 amino acids)
Biological process (GO): protein deubiquitination; ribophagy
Cellular component (GO): cytosol; Ubp3-Bre5 deubiquitination complex; ribonucleoprotein complex
Molecular function (GO): mRNA binding
Source: RefSeq, a predicted model, not a curated record
AUGGCCGAUAUGACCCAGGUCCCCAUCAACGGCAACUAUGCCGCCCAGCAUGGCUUCCCCGAUGCCUUCAACCCCGCCCACGCUGCCAUGAACACUGCCGCCAACUUCCAGCCCGCUCAGUCCUCCACCCCUACCAGUGCCACUCCCAGCACUGAUCAGCAAAAGAACGAGAUUACCAAGGAUGAGGUCGGCUGGUUCUUUGUCGAGCAGUACUAUACCACCAUGAGCCGCAACCCCGACAAGCUGCACCUCUUCUACUCCAAGCGGUCCCAGCUUGUCUUUGGCACUGAGGCCGAGUCUGUGCCCGUUGCCAUCGGUACCAAGGCUAUCAAUGACAAGAUCAAGGCCCUUGACUUCCAGGACUGCAAGGUUCGCGUUCUGAACGUCGACUCCCAGGCCUCCUUCGACAACAUCCUCGUCUCCGUCAUUGGCGAGAUCUCCAACAAGUCCGAGCCCUCUCGCAAGUUCACCCAGACUUUCGUUCUGGCUGAGCAGCCCAAUGGCUACUACGUUCUCAACGACAUCUUCCGCUACCUCGUCGAGGAGGUUGAGGAGGAUGAGAGCGUCACCGAGGAGGUUACCCCGUCGGUCACUGAGUCUGCUGAGGUCGUUGAGACUGCCCCUGCUGUCGAGGAGGCUCAGGUCACCGAUGAGGCCGUUGCCUCCAAGGUUGAUGAGAAGCUGGAGGAGGUCAAUGGCGAGACCGAGCAGCCCGAGGAGGUUGCCCCUAAGACCAACGGUGCUCCCGUCGAAGAGGUUGAUGAGGCCCCUGUGCCCGUUGUCGAGCCCGAGGCUCUGAAGGAGGAGAAGCCCCAGGCUCCCGAGCCUUCCCCUGCUCCCGAGCAGAAGGAGGUCCCCGCUGAGAAGAAGACUGCUGCCCCCGCGGCUCCCGUUGCAGCUCCCGCUGCCCCUAUCCCUGCUGUCCCCAAGACCUGGGCCAGCAUUGCCUCCAAGGUCGGUGCUGCCAAGGCCGCUGCCGCUGCUGCUGCCGCCCCGGCUGCCCCUGCUGCUACUACUCCUGCUGUUCCCGCUCCUACUCCCGCUGCUGCUGCCCCUAAGGCUGCUGCCGCUCCCGCCCCUACUACUGACUCGGCUGCCACUACUCCUCGUGCGGCUGUUACUCCUGCUCCCGCCGAGAAGGAUGCUGCCUCCACCGAUGGUGCUGGCUGGCAAACCGCCGGUGCUGACCACAAGAAGACCCAGUCUCGCGCUGGCGAGGACCAGGUCGUUCAGGGUUAUAUGAAGAACGUUAAUGAGAAGGUGGACGCUGGUCUUCUUAAGCAGACUUUGACCCGCUUCGGCAAGCUCAAGUACUUCGAUGUCAACCGUCCCAAGAACGCUGCCUUCGUUGAGUUCGCCGAGCCUUCCGGCUACGCUGCCGCUGUUGCUGCCAACCCCCACCAGAUUGGCACUGAGCAGAUCAUCCUUGAGGAGCGCCGUCCCCGCCCCAACACCUUCGGCAAUGGUUACCCUGCUGGUCGUGGCCGCGGUGGCCGUGAUGGCCGUGGUGGUAGCCAGGGUCGUGGAGGUUUCCAGCGUGAUGGCCGUGGUGGCUUCCCUCCCCGCGGUGGUCGCGGUGGAAAUGCGGCUCCCAAGCCCCGCACCGGUGCCCCUGCUGCUUAA